GUUCGUCACGGAGAAGCGGGUUUAUCGACUCGUUCGUCUCUCUUCACUUUUGAAAUUUAGCUUCGUAAGUGAAAUAGAUUGCAGUAUCUUCUCCUCCUCUGCUAUUCGCAUUGUCUUGUCAUGUCUUCUCUGAUACUCCAUGGGAAAAGGUGUAACUUGAGAAUUAUUUCAGUGAAGCUUAUGCAAAAUGCAUCUGCUUUUUGCAAUUCCUUCUCAUCUGCGAGUGUUGUUGAAUCAUUGGGUUUAACUACGAAGCCUGCAGUAUCGAUCACAACCAAGGGAAAUCCGGAUCCCGUUCUGAGUCUGCUUACAAGCUAUGGGUUCACAGAUUCUCAGAUCUCCAGGAUUAUUAGCACUUACCCACGAUUGCUUACAUUGGAUGCUGAAAAAUCCCUUCUUCCCAAGCUUCAAGCUUUGCAGUCAAGAGGAGCUUCAAGCUCCGAGCUGACAGAGAUUGUUUCAAAGGUUCCGAAAAUCUUGGGAAAGAGAGGGGCAAAAUCUACUGGCUUAUACUAUGAUUUCAUCAAAGACAUUAUACACAACGACAAAGAUGAAGAAGAAGAAGAAGAAGAAGAGGGUUAUAAGAGUUCCAAGUGUGAAAAGAUAUGUUAUUCUUUGCCAGUGGGUAAGAAGGGGAAUAAAAUCCGAAACGUAUCGGCUUUGAGAGAAUUGGGAGUGCCUCAACGGUUUUUAUUCACAUUGCUCAUCUCCAAGAGCCAACCUGUGUGGGGGAAAGAAAAGUUUGAAGAAUCCGUCAAGAAAGUGGUUGACAUGGGUUUUGAUCCGACCACCUCAAAGUUUGUCCAAGCUCUACACGUUGUCUACGAGAUGAGUGAGAAAACGAUACAAGACAAAGUCAAUGUCUAUAAAAGUUUAGGCUUUGCUGAGGAGGAAGUAUGGGAAAUAUUCAACAAGUGGCCUUACUCUCUCAAGUUCUCGGAGAGGAAGAUAACUCAGACGUUUGAAACCCUGAAGAAGUGUGGUCUGGUAGAAGAAGAGGUGCUAUCAGUGUUGAAGAAGCGUCCAGAAUGCAUGCGUGCUUCAGAGGAGAAGAUAGUAAACUGUGUCGAAACAUUUCUCGGGCUCGGAUUUAGCGGAGAUGAGGUUGUGGCGAUGGUCAAGUGUUUUCCUACUUGCUUCGGGUUAUCUGCAGAGACGGUGAAGAAGAAGACUGAGUUUCUGGUGAAAGAGAUGAAUUGGUCACUAAAGGAUGUGGCUGCGAUUCCACCGGUGCUUGGAUACAGCUUGGAGAAGAGGAUUGUUCCGAGGUGUAAUGUAAUCAAAGCUCUCUUGUCGAAAGGACUGAUCAGAGGAGGAAAAAGAAACCUUCCAAUGUCGUCUGUUUUGACGAGUAGCAAUAAGGUGUUUGUAAACAGGUUCGUGAUGAAACAUGGCAACUUGGUUCCUGAAUUGAUGGCUAUCUUCACCGGAGACAAAAAGGGCACACACCACACCUCAACAACAAUGAAGAACGUUGCGGCUUGAGUUGAUUCUGGAAUUGUUUCGUUUUUUCUGAUCGUCGAACAGAUUUGUGAAACUUUGUAUGAGACUUUUAGGAUGAAAGAAACCAAAAAGAUUUUCAUCUC
Eutrema salsugineum is the source of this 1586-nucleotide messenger RNA. RefSeq lists its product as uncharacterized. Gene Ontology annotation, molecular function: double-stranded DNA binding. The record is from RefSeq and is a predicted model, not a curated record. The transcript has a single exon. Bases 121 to 1485 code for a protein of 454 amino acids. NCBI's taxonomy places the organism in Eukaryota, Viridiplantae, Streptophyta, Magnoliopsida, Brassicales, Brassicaceae. Gene Ontology annotation, biological process: regulation of DNA-templated transcription; chloroplast organization. Gene Ontology annotation, cellular component: chloroplast.